AAUCGCGAUAAAAUCGGAUAAAAAUAAGAAAGAAUAUGUAUAAGAGAAAGAAGCACAAAAGUAAUAACUCAGACGAUACCACCAGGCCGGCUGAAUCAAGGGUCCGACCACAUUCUUCGGCAGAUACAUAUUCUACAUCAGGAGAAGAACUGUACGUUGCAAUCCGUGAUUUUCCUGGCAAAACUGAUGAUGAUUUACCGUUUGCAGAGGGUGAAGUGUUUACAAUUAUUAACAAAAAUUGUCAACAUUGGUGGAAAGCUAAAUCUCUUAAAACUUCGAAAGUAGGAUACAUCCCAAACAACUUUAUCGAACCUGAAUCACCGGUGGAAAAGGAAGAAUGGUUUUUCGACAAAGUUAGUCGGGAUGAAGCAAUAGAACUUUUACUGAACGGAAGAGACAAUAUUACAGGAAGUUUUCUUGUGCGACAUGGCAAUUCUGGCCAAGCACUUUACUCUCUUUCCGUUCUGGAUCUACAUUCGACGGCGGAGAGUAACGUUAGGCAUUAUCGAAUUCACAAACGCGACAACGGAAAAGUAUGCAUAAGCAAGAGUUUGGAAUUUGAUACACUGAAGCAAUUAGUCCACUACUAUACAGAAAACAAAGGAGCGCUUUGCUGCAAACUCUCCCGCAUUUGCCAGCUAUCAUCCACCGAUACUUGGACUAUUAAACACAACGAAAUAAAGCGUAUUCGUAAGAUUGGAAAUGGAAGCUUUGGUGAAGUGUGGGAAAGCAACUUCCAAGGCAGUAUUGUCGCUGUGAAAAUGUUAAAAAAGGGAUCAAUGGAGCCUGAAAAGUUCAGACAAGAAGCCGAGGUUAUGAAGGAAUUACGACAUUGGAACCUACUCAAUUUAUACGCUGUGGUUUAUGAGGAACCCAUGUAUAUCGUAACAGAAUUUAUGUCAUUGGGGAGUCUUCUGGAUUGUUUGCGUGAAAGUAAAUUAGAUAUUCGCGACCUGAAAGAUUACAUCGACAUUGCAACACAAGUAUCGUGUGGCAUGGAAUUUAUAGAAUUCAAGAAGUAUGUUCACCGUGAUCUCAGAGCAGCAAAUGUUCUUGUUGAUAGCAAUUUAGUUUGUAAAAUCGGAGAUUUUGGACUGGCUCGUCUCAUUGAAGAUAAGGAAUACAAUGCAAGUCAAGGUUCUAAAUUUCCCUUCAAGUGGACCGCUCCGGAAGGCCUUACCCAUAGAAGGUUCACGAUUAAAUCUGACGUAUGGAGUUUUGGAAUACUUACUAUGGAAAUUAUAACCGACGGAGGAAUUCCUUAUCCCGGAAUGUCUAAUCAAAUUGUGUUUGAGCAAGUAUCGAGCAGUUACAGAAUGCCUCAACACAAAAAUUGUCCAGAUAAACUGUAUCAACUCAUGCUCAAAUGUUGGAAUGAAAAACCUGAUGAAAGGCCAACUUUUCAAUAUAUAAAGUUAUUUUUGGAAGACUUUUUCAUUGCAACGGAGCAUCACUAUGUCAACCAUAAUGUACGUCCUUGAGCUGAACAAAGCGUAUAUAAAACUGGAACGUCCUAACCGUGGAACUAAUGAAUUUUUGAUACUCCUGAAGUAUGCGCACCAAGAUGUCGCACAACCUGGACCCUAACCUGGUACACAACCUGAGUUCAGGUUGUGCGCCAUCUUGGUGCGCAUACUUCAGAAUGUCCGAUUUUUUUUUAUUUGAAAAUUAUUUGUAUAUUAACUACAGUGCAAUAUUGGAAGAACCAUCUACAGUGAUUUUAAAUGAUCCUUUCGCAACCGACUGAUGUGACAUUACAAAAAUUGAAACUUUACAAAACGAUCUACUAACAUAUAUUGCAUUCCAUUGUAUCGUAGUAGGCUCCUUGUUCUUGCGAUGCGCAAUGUAUGAGAGCAUAUUGCUCCAAUGAGACGAAGCUUUAUAUUGCUACCCCACUUUUUACUUAUUCGUGCAAUAUGUGACGACGUUUUUUCCUGGUCAACGUGAUAGCACCUCACAUGCAGGUAAUCCAAAUGUCAACUGGCAAUUUUUUGAGUGGGCGUGGAACUAAUUGAAAUAAAAUAAUUUGUUAGAUUUGAACCUGUCAGUCCUACUUUGGAUAUGUACAUAUCUUUAUUGUUUGAGAGAGCUGUUGUGCUUGUUGUUAUUUUUAUUAUCCGUUAUCGCUUUAUCAUCUGUUAUUUGUAGCUUAUUGUUAGCUAGUUAUUUUUGAGGUGGGGCGAGAGACUUGACAAAUUCUAAAAAGGGAGCGCGACUUGAAAAGUUUGAAAACAACUGAUUUGUAGCGUUGAAAAUGGCUAUCUUGACAUUUAUAUGGAUGCGAAAUUAAAUUUAUGUGUGGAAUACUUUGUGACUAGUAUGGGAAUAAGUUAUUUCCUGUGAUUUAU
Molecule: messenger RNA, 2348 nt
Organism: Styela clava
Lineage: Eukaryota; Metazoa; Chordata; Ascidiacea; Stolidobranchia; Styelidae
Product: tyrosine-protein kinase Yes-like
Biological process (GO): protein phosphorylation
Molecular function (GO): protein tyrosine kinase activity; ATP binding; protein binding
Source: RefSeq, a predicted model, not a curated record